AUGCCGAACCAGAAACGGAACAAGAGACUGAAGGAGCGACUUAGAAAUGAAAUUGCAGCGAAAUGUAUGCGUAUAAACAGACUAAGUCGUGAACCGGCUCCAGCUAUUCCGGAUCGCAAUGAUGGUGAGAAUCCUACUGAUCGCAAUGAUGGUGAGAAUCCUACUGAUCGCAAUGAUGAUGAGAAUCCUGCUGAUCGCAAUGAUGGUGAGAAUCCUACUGAUCGCAAUGAUGGGGAGAAUCCUACUGAUCGCAAUGAUGGGGAGAAUCCUGCUGAUUGCAAUGAUGGGGAGAAUCCUGCUGAUCGCAAUGAUGGGGAGAAUCCUGCUGAUCGCAAUGAUGGUGAGAAUCCUACUGAUCGCAAUGAUGGUGAGAAUCCUACUGAUCGCAAUGAUGGUGAGAAUCUACUGAUCGUCAAUGAUGUGCAGAAUCCUGACUGA
Priapulus caudatus is the source of this 438-nucleotide messenger RNA. Its product is annotated as circumsporozoite protein-like. Bases 1 to 438 code for a protein of 145 amino acids. The transcript has 2 exons. Lineage: Eukaryota; Metazoa; Priapulida; Priapulimorpha; Priapulimorphida; Priapulidae. The record is from RefSeq and is a predicted model, not a curated record.